ACACAAUACCAAAAAUUAAACUUCGAAUUUCCCGCUGCUGCCAGUGCUAGCCAGCCGCUAGCCAGUCAGCGUCCUACAUCAACAUGCCUGCUCGUCUCGUGUCUCGUCUUUCCAUCCCUCCUUCUUUUCCUCUGUCGAACGCAACCAUGGCGUCUGGUACCUUGUAUACUUUCCCGGACAACUUUCGGGCGCAGAAGAUUUUGAUCGCUGCCCAAUUCUCCGGUGCCAAUGUGAAAGUUGACUCCAACUUCGUUUUCGGCGAAACCAACAAGAAGGAUGACUUCCUGAAAAAGUUCCCUUUCGGCAAGGUCCCAGCCUUUGAAACCAGUGAUGGCAAAUACUUGACAGAGAGCAACGCUAUCGCUUACUAUGUUUCGAACAAACAGCUGCGUGGCAACAGCGAUCUGGAGCAGGCCCAGGUGCAGCAGUGGCUCUCUUUUGCCGACAGUGAAAUCUUGCCCGCCUCUUGCACAUGGGUCUACCCUGCCAUCAGCAUCAUGCAGGCCAACAAGCAAUCGACAGACCGUGCCAAGGAGGAUGUUAAGAGAAUCCUGCAGGCCCUCGACAGCCAUCUGCUGACCAGGACAUACCUGGUUGGUGAGAGGAUUUCCCUGGCUGACAUUGUCGUUGCCACCAACCUGCUGAACUUAUACCAGCACGUUCUUGAUGGUAACUUCAGGAAACCGUAUCAAAACACCAACAGAUGGUUCACCACCAUCGUCAACCAGCCCCAGUUCAAGGCUGUUGUCAAGGACUUCAAAUUCUGCGAGAAGGCAGCAGAGUUUGAUGCCAAGAAAUUUGCUGAAUUCCAGGGCAAGAGUGGAGGUGCCGCUCCCAAGGAGGGUGGAAAGAAGCAAAAGAAAAGCGAAUCGGAAAAGGAUACUAAGAAGCAAGAACCCAAGAAGAAGCAGGAGAAGGAAAAGGAACCUGAAGUUGAACCUGAUGCGGCGGACGAAGCAUUAGCCCUUGAACCUAAGCAGAAGGAUCCCUUUGCAGAUAUCCCUGCUGGAACGUUCAAUCUAGAUGAGUUCAAGCGCUGCUAUUCAAAUGAAGAUGAAUCAAAAUCGAUCCCCUUCUUCUGGGAAAAGCUUGACAAGGAUCACUGGUCCAUCUGGAAGGGCGAAUAUAAAUACAACGAUGAACUGGAAAAGGUUUUCAUGAGUUGCAACCUCAUCACGGGAAUGUUCCAGCGCAUAGAAAAGCUCAAGAAGAAUGCUUUUGCCUCGGUCUGUCUUUUCGGAACCGACAAUGAUAGCUCAAUUUCUGGAAUCUGGGUCUUCAGAGGACAGAAGCUGGCCUUUGAGCUAAGCCCCGACUGGCAAACCGACUAUGAGAGCUACAGUUGGACAAAAUUGGAUGCAAACAAGCCUGAAACAAAGGAUAUUGUCAGCAAAUACUUUUCCUGGACUGCUACGGAUUCUAAGGGACGCAAGUUCAAUCAAGGAAAGAUCUUCAAGUAAAAAUCACGCUUUGUCUCUGUCACAAAUGAAAAUAAAUUAUGGCUUAAUUUUUA
This is a messenger RNA of Neocloeon triangulifer, 1513 nucleotides long. It is a transcript of the gene eEF1gamma, whose product is annotated as elongation factor 1-gamma. The record is from RefSeq and is a predicted model, not a curated record. Gene Ontology annotation, molecular function: translation elongation factor activity. The transcript is spliced from 7 exons. Lineage: Eukaryota; Metazoa; Arthropoda; Insecta; Ephemeroptera; Baetidae. Gene Ontology annotation, biological process: translational elongation. Gene Ontology annotation, cellular component: cytoplasm; nucleus. Bases 84 to 1460 code for a protein of 458 amino acids.